Messenger RNA from Abrus precatorius (Indian licorice), 1047 nucleotides. Its product is annotated as extracellular ribonuclease LE-like. The transcript is spliced from 4 exons. Gene Ontology annotation, molecular function: ribonuclease T2 activity; RNA binding. Gene Ontology annotation, biological process: RNA catabolic process. The record is from RefSeq and is a predicted model, not a curated record. NCBI's taxonomy places the organism in Eukaryota, Viridiplantae, Streptophyta, Magnoliopsida, Fabales, Fabaceae. Gene Ontology annotation, cellular component: extracellular region. The coding region runs from base 174 to 857 and encodes 227 amino acids.
AUAAGAGGGAUGAGUAUAUGCUGUUAUGAUACUUUUUCUUAGUUUCUUACCUUUCCCUUUUUUGUCUAUAAAUUCAUCAUCAAUCCUCAAAACCAUUCCUCAAACUCAAAACUAUAAAAUUCACACUCCUUAGUCAUCCCAUAAACUCUUUCAAGAAGAAAAGAGAGGCAAAAAUGGAUUAUAAGGGAUCAAUUUUCAUUAAGCUUCUUCUGCUGCUGCACUGUUUAACAGUUCUCUGUGCUUCACAGGACUUUGAUUUCUUCUACUUUGUUCAGCAGUGGCCAGGAUCAUACUGUGACACACAGAAGAGUUGUUGCUACCCCACAACAGGUAAACCUGCUGCAGAUUUUGGCAUUCAUGGUCUUUGGCCAAAUUACAAUGAUGGCUCAUACCCAUCUAACUGUGAUCCUAACAACCCUUUUCAGCAAUCUGAGAUAUCUGAUCUCAUUAGCAAUUUGCAAAAUGAUUGGCCCACACUGGCAUGCCCAAGUGGUGAUGGAAUACAAUUCUGGACCCAUGAAUGGGACAAACAUGGCACUUGCUCAGAGUCAAUCCUUAAGCAACAUGACUAUUUUGAAGCAGCUCUCAACCUUAAACACAAGGCCAAUCUCCUUCAAGCUCUUACAAGUGCAGGAAUAAAGGCAGGUGGGGGAUCCUAUAGCUUGAGCAGCAUCAAAGGGGCUAUAAAGGAUGCAAUUGGGUAUACUCCAUUCAUUGAGUGCAAUGUGGACUCAUCCGGUAACAGCCAGCUAUAUCAAGUUUACUUGUGUGUCAACACUUCUGGGUCAGAUCUCAUUGAGUGUCCUGUGUUCCCCAGGGGCAAAUGUGGCUCAAAUAUUGAGUUCCCAUCUUUUUAGUCAUGGGUUUGAAAAUGAAUUAUGAAAUGUGAAUGUAGAUCAAUAAAAAAGCUACAAUAUUUAAUAUCAUUAUUGUAAAUAUAUGAUUUUAAAGCACCCUAAUGAUUUCUUAGAAUUUGUGGAAGUUUUCAAGUUUAUUUUCCAGUUAAUGUAAUGAUAUUUGAUUACAUGUUAUUGUCCUUUUCAUGUC